UCGCUCAAUCCAAAUCAAGCUCCGCUCUCCCACUUCGUCUUUCAUGGCUGAAAUAGCUGCCAUUUCUGGAGAGGAGAUCCGUUGUUCGACGAUAUGCCUCAGAGAGUUCGAGCAUCUUGAAGAAUGAUCCUUUUCGAUGCAAUUGCAGCAUGAUACGAUCCAUGGAUUCUGGUGUUUCAUCCAGUUCAUUACACUCCGUGGCCUUGGUCAAGUCUUCAUUGGAGAGAAGCAGCUCCCUCGGAAACAAUGUGAUAAGCUUCAGGGCGAAUUCGGGUAGUAGACUUUACAGUAAGAGACUGCCCAAGAACCUUCAGUAUCCCCGGCGAUCCAAGCUGCCCCCCGAGUUCGGGACUAACUUGUUCUUGAAGAAGAAAACCACCGACCCUGAACCCUCCCUGACUGAUUCAGCUGAUGAGGAGGAACCCGAAGCAAGUUUUGUUGAACCCGAGGAAGAUGGAACAGAAGAGGCUGGUGUUGUUUGGGAACCGGACGAGGUUGAAGCAAUAUCGUCCCUUUUCCAAGGAAGAGUUCCGCAGAAGCCCGGGAAGUUGCAACGGGAAAGGCCUCUGCCACUCCCACUUCCAUACAAGCUCAGGCCUUUGGGGCUCCCUACCUCGAAAAAGCAUAUAAAUCUGGCAUCCUCGGGUUCGGUUCCUCCUCGCGCAUCUGUGUCGAAGCAAGUUAGCCGGAACCCGGGUUUCCUUAUUGAGCUUGCUAGGGAGAUCAGAAACCUCCCUGCGCAAGAAAAUGUCUCUGCAGUUCUUGACAAGUGGGCCUGUUUUCUGAGAAAGGGUUCACUGCCAUUGACUGUGCGGGAAUUAGGUCACAUGGGUCUUCCUGACAGGGCUCUCCAGACCUUCUCAUGGGCGCAGAAACAAGGCCACCUGUUUCCGGAUGAUUGGCUCUUGGCAUCGGUUGUCGAGGUGCUAGCAAAGAAUCACGAGCUGAAGGUUCCAAUCCACUUGGAAAAGUUUGCUGAGUUGGCGAGUCGUGGUGUCAUUGAGGCGAUGGUGAGGGGAUUCAUUAAAGGAGGGAGCUUGAAUCUUGCUUGGAAGCUUCUCAAAGUCACCAAGAACUGUGACCGGAUGUUGGAUUCGAGUGUCUAUGCUAAGAUGAUACUGGAGCUCGGGAAGAACCCGGAUAAGGAAAUGCUUGUUAUGCAAUUACUGGAUGAACUUGCUGAAAGAGAAGACUUGAACUUGAGCCAACAGGACUGUACAGCUGUCAUGAAAGUAUGCGUUAGGCUCGGAAAGUUCGAGGUUGCUGAUAGUCUCUUUAAUUGGUAUAGACAAUCGGGACGGGAUAUAAGCGUGGUCAUGUAUACGACUCUCAUUCAUAGCCGUUAUAUAGAGAAGAAAUACAGAGAGGCAAUGGCUCUAGUUUGGGAGAUGGAGGGUUCGGACUGUCUGUGCGAUCUUCCAGCAUAUCGUGUACUAAUAAAGCUUUUUGUUGCGAUGGAUGAUCUCCCAAGGGCAGUACGGUAUUUCUCCAAGCUCAAGGAGGCGGGAUUUUCUCCAACUUAUGAUAUAUAUCAAGCCCUGCUUAAGAUCUACAUGGCUUAUGGGAGGAUUGCCAAAUGCAAGGAGGUCUUGAAGGAGGCAGAGAUGGCAGGUUUCAAACCCGAUAUAGAAAGUUUGUCACGUCGUUAGAAGUUGAAUGAAUGUCAGAAUUCAGGUUUGAUGUAAUUGCUCAAUUGCCUCGUUACGCCUGCUACUGUUUUUGCCGAACAGCAACCAUGUAAUAAUGUUGAAAGAGCUCCUUUCAAAUGAAAAGUACUUUAUCUGAGAUCCACAAGAUCAUCCUUGGGGCAAAA
Molecule: messenger RNA, 1813 nt
Organism: Punica granatum (pomegranate)
Lineage: Eukaryota; Viridiplantae; Streptophyta; Magnoliopsida; Myrtales; Lythraceae
Source: RefSeq, a predicted model, not a curated record